This is a messenger RNA of Labeo rohita (rohu), 2510 nucleotides long. RefSeq names its product gastrula zinc finger protein XlCGF49.1-like. Gene Ontology annotation, biological process: regulation of DNA-templated transcription. Bases 124 to 897 code for a protein of 257 amino acids. The record is from RefSeq and is a predicted model, not a curated record. The transcript has 2 exons. NCBI's taxonomy places the organism in Eukaryota, Metazoa, Chordata, Actinopteri, Cypriniformes, Cyprinidae. Gene Ontology annotation, molecular function: DNA-binding transcription factor activity, RNA polymerase II-specific; RNA polymerase II cis-regulatory region sequence-specific DNA binding.
UUAGUUUGGAUCUUAAUUUAUUUCUAUCCAAUUAUAUUCUCAUCUUAAAUAUGAUAAUGUAUCCAAACACACAGAGGAACCCCCUGAUGAAGCAAUCCACGUGAGAUCCAUGUGACACUAAAGAUGGCGUUAAUUAAAGAGGAGAGUGAAGACCUGAAGAUUGAAGAAACAUUUAGAGUGAAACAAGAACAUACUGAGGAACAAACAGAUCUGAAGGUGCUGAAAGAGGAGACAGAAGUACUGCAUGGAAAUGAUGAGAAAGAUCACCAUUUCUUAACUGGAGAAAAAUCAAUUAGUUGCUUACAGACUGGAAAGACUUCCUCACAAAAAGGAGCUCAAAAGACAGAAACUAAAAGUUUCACCUGCCAACAGUGUGGGAGAAGUUUCAACAGAAAAGGAAACCUUAAUUACCACAUGAGAAUUCACACUGGAGAGAAGCCUUACACAUGUCCUCAAUGUGGGAUAAGUUUUAUUCAACGAGUCAUGCUUAAAAGGCACAUUAGAACUCACACUGGAGAGAAGCCUUUCACAUGCAAGCUGUGUGGGAAAAGUUUCAUUCGAAAAGGAUGCCUUAAAAGUCACAUGAGAACUCAUACUGGAGAGCAGCCUUACACAUGCCCUCAGUGUGAAAGGAGUUUUGCACAUAAACAGACUCUUAAUGCCCACAUUAGAAUUCACAGUGGGGAGAAGCCUUACACCUGCCAACAGUGCGGAAAGAGUUUCACUGAAAAUGGAAACCUUAAAGUGCACAUGAGAAUUCACACUGGAGAGAAGCCUUUUACCUGCCAACAUUGUGGAAAGAGUUUUAAUCAAAAAGGAAACUUUAAAGUCCACAUGAAAAUUCACAGUGGAGAAAAGCCUGCAAACACUUUGGAAAGAGCUUCACAGCAGAACUAAACAUUGGAUGUCACAUGAACAUUGACAACGGAGAGAGGCCAUUCAGAUGUGAUCCGCGGAAAGAGUUUCAGAUGUAAAAAUAACCAUAAAUUCUCACAAGAAGACUGAUGUUUAAUUGUGAUCAGUGUAAUCUUUUGCCAUCACACUUACAGAUACACCUGAUAAGUUAGGCUCCAUCCAGCACAGUCGUCGUGGGGCGCAGCCAUUUUUGUUUUCAUGAAGGCCCCCACGUGGGUUAUUCUAGAUGGGCUCAUGAAAUUAACACUAUUAAGUGUUGAUAUAAUGCACACUACAUAUUGAGUUGAUGAGAUCAUUAAAGGAGUAGUUCACUCACCCCCUUGUCAUCCAAGAUGUUCAUGUCUUUCUUUCUUCAGUCGUGAAGAAACUAUGUUUCUUGAGGAAAACAUUGCAGGAAUUAUCUCCAUAUAAUGAACUUCAAUGGUGCCCCCAAGUUUGAACUUCCAAAAUGCAGUUUAAAUGCAGCUUCAAAUGGCUCUAAAUGCAGCUGGGAAGAAGCUUAUCUAGCAAAAUGAUAAGUCAUUUUUUAAACAAAUUGACAAUUUAUAUAUAUAUUUAACCUCAAAUGCUCGUCUUGUCUCGUCACUGCGAUGUGCAUGCGUAGUCUGUGUAAUCCAAGUCAAUACAGUUAGGGUAUGUCUAAAAACUCCCAUCUCAUUUUCUUCAACUUUAAAAUCGUCCUACAUCGCUGUUUUACCUUUUUUAUAAAGGGUGAUUGAUCUUCUUUGCAUGUUCACUUCUUAAACACUGGGACUGUAGUUCUGCAGCGAUGUAGACAUGAACAUCUUGGAUGACAAAGGAGUGAGUAAAUUAUCUGUAAAGUAUUGUUCUGGAAGUGAACUAAACUUUUAAGUGCUGAUUGAGCAUUAGUGAUAAACACCUGCUGUUAACAUGCAGAAUCACUGAAGAGGAACAAGAAGAACAGAAAAAAAAAUAUGUUUUAUGGGUGAAGUAACAUCAACAAUCUAAUAUAUGCACCUUAAAAUUAUUGGGUGAGCAAUUUCUUUAAGCAUAUUGAAACCCAUUUUCCAUUUAAUUUGUAGUUCAGGAUUAAACCAAAGAGUGAGGAUUCAUUCAUUCAUCUCCAGGCCAUGUUUGACACAAUAUAAUAUUUUUAUUUUUUUUUUAUUUAAACUUUGUCAGGUGCUGAAAAAUAGCCCCUUUUACAUCCAGCAGAAAUACAAACUCGAAGGCAGUCAUAAGUGAUGGCGGGUUUCGGCCAUCCUAUAUCGAGAACCAGUAUCUGAUCCAAAAGUCUGAAGGGGGAAUGUGCUUCUGAUUAGUUGAAUGUACAUGGUUUAACUUCAGCAGUUUUAAAGUUUGUUUUUAGUCCCAUAUUUUAGUUUCCUUUAAAUACAGUGAUGCCUUUAAUAUAUUUUUCAGAAAUAAACAAUGUUGAUUUGUUCACUGAGACAAACUACCUUGUUUUCAUUAUGCUUUCUCACUUGGGAAAAUGUGCCCUCAAGCCCUAUCACUUCUGUUAUGUAUGACAUACAAUAAGUAAAAUAAGCUCACACAAAGACAUCUUUCGAUAUUCUUCUUCAUCUCUUUUCAAUGUGUUUUUCUUUAAUUCAUCCCCAAUGUUACAACAUCGU